GGAGGUUUGGGUGGGGGUGUCAGAGGGGUGGGGUGUGGUGGGUUCCAGCUGCCGGCGUUGCCUUGCACAGGGUAGCAGCACAGAGACGCUGUGUGAAGACAGUCCUCUCCCCCAGGGUUCCCCCCGUGCGCAUAAGGACAGGAGCCCGGCCCGCCCGCAGACAUGUCUAAGAAGAGCGACCCGCGGGACAUCGAUGAGGAUGCCAUCCUCAAGACCCUCUCGCCCGAGGAGCUGGAGCAGCUGGAGAUCGAGCUCGCCGAGAUGGACCCAGAGAAUGCCACGCUGCCGGCGGGAAUGAGGCAGCGCGAUCAGACGAAGAAAUCUCCGACAGGCCCGUAUGACCGGGACGCGCUGAUGGGGCACCUGGAGAAGGAGGCCCUGGAGCACGAGGACCGGGCCGACCUGGUGCCCUUCACCGGGGAGAAGAAAGGGAAGGCCUUUGUUCCGAAGGCUGGUUCAGGACAGAUACCUAUUCAUGAGCAGAUCACCCUGGAGCCCGAGCUGGAGGAGGCCCUGAAGAACGCCACCGACGCCGAGAUGUGCGACAUCGCAGCCAUCUUGGGAAUGUACACGCUGAUGAGCAACAAGCAGUACUACGACGCUCUGGGCCUCGAGGGCAGGAUCGCCAACACCGAGGGCAUUAAUAGCGUGGUGAAGCCCGACACCUACAAGACCUACCCGGACGAGCCCCCCAACCCCACAAACGUGGAGGAGACCCUGGAGAGGAUCCAGGGGGAUGACAGCAGCCUGACAGAGGUCAACCUCAACAACAUCAAGGACAUUCCCAUCCGGACUCUGAAGGAGAUCUUCCACGCCAUGGCGACCAACACCCACGUGACCUCCCUCAGCAUCGCCGCCACCCGCAGCAACGACCCCGUUGCCAUGGCUGUGGCUGAGAUGCUUCAGACAAACACGACUCUGAAGAGCCUCAACAUCGAGUCAAACUUCAUCACCGGGGAGGGCAUGCUGGCCAUCGUCAAGGCAAUGGCUGAGAAUACAACCCUUAACGAGAUUAAGAUCGACAACCAGAGACAGAGGCUGGGAGACUCAGUGGAGAUGGAGAUCGCCACCAUGCUGGAGAACAACCCGAGCAUCAUCAAAAUCGGCUACCACUUCAACCAGCAAGGUCCACGAGCCAGAGCCGCCAUAGCCAUCACCCGCAACAACGACCUCCUUCGUCAGAACAGAGUAAGAUGAGGGAGUCCUCCUAUGGAGGACUGAUUGGCCUGCCAGCCCUACCCACAAUGCCCUGUUCCUUGCUACUGGUGCCCGACGACAGCCCCCCGAGAGAGAGCAUCCUCCUUGGCUGGCGUCUACGGUGCCCCCAAAACUGCCAUGUGCGUCACCCUCUGUGCCUUUGUUCGAUCGCUAGCUUUCUCUGUCCCCCCUCCCCAACCCUCCAACCCCAACCCCUACCCCCCACCCCCGCCUGUCAGAGAAAUCUCAUUUCAUUAACCUGCUCUAGCUAGCCACUGCCCUUCCUGCACUUCCUCCUGCGGGAAAUCCAUAUUUCGCAAAUCGGCCAUCCUCUCUGUUUAGGUCUAUUCGUGCUCUCCAUUGUGAUUUCACUCUGAAGAAAAAAGGACAUCCAGGAAACUAACGAUUUGUUGAGAUACCUCCGCAAAUAUCACGUUCGCAGUGCGCCAGGUACUGACAGAAGUGUUGUGUUCUGUAAAUAAUUUGAAUAAAAAAUGUUUACGUUC
This is a messenger RNA of Anguilla rostrata (American eel), 1703 nucleotides long. Its product is annotated as tropomodulin-4-like. Bases 163 to 1197 code for a protein of 344 amino acids. Gene Ontology annotation, cellular component: cytoskeleton; myofibril; striated muscle thin filament. The transcript is spliced from 10 exons. Lineage: Eukaryota; Metazoa; Chordata; Actinopteri; Anguilliformes; Anguillidae. The record is from RefSeq and is a predicted model, not a curated record. Gene Ontology annotation, biological process: myofibril assembly; actin filament organization; muscle contraction. Gene Ontology annotation, molecular function: tropomyosin binding.